This is a messenger RNA of Trypanosoma theileri, 1983 nucleotides long. RefSeq lists its product as uncharacterized. The transcript has a single exon. Bases 1 to 1983 code for a protein of 660 amino acids. The record is from RefSeq and is a predicted model, not a curated record. NCBI's taxonomy places the organism in Eukaryota, Euglenozoa, Kinetoplastea, Trypanosomatida, Trypanosomatidae.
AUGGUGUAUCAAUACCGUGAUCCGGUCUCACAGCUAGCUAUUGUACCGUUAGAGACUCUAGACCGAAAUGCUCGCACCGCCUUUCAGUCGUUACUGUCGCUGAUCCCAUCAGAUCCCGUAGUUCCAGUCAUUCUCUACUACUCACGUGUAGAGCGAUGUACACGGCGCGGUAGAAAAGUAUUACGCUAUCUUCUUAUCUCUCGCACGCAUUGGUAUAUAUAUAAAACCACCGGUGAACUGACCCGUUGUAGUAGAAUUGAUCAUAUCAGUAAAGUCAUCCUUUGCCGGGAUGGAUAUAUGUUGUGGAAAAUGCAACAGGAACGUGAUGUUGUGAUGCGUCUUGAGAAUAAUAGUGAGGUGGAUUUUGUUAUAAAUAUACUCUGCGUUCUCAAACCCUCCAACACAGGCGGUACGUUUCUUAUGGAGAAGAAGAGUGAUGAACAUUAUACAAAGUUACGUGUUCCAGAUAGGGCUCAACUCGAGCGAACAACAAAUGAUGAUAACGUUGAGUGGCCACUUCCUCUUAUAUCUCGUGAGGAAGCUCAACAACCGUGUUCUCUAGAGGACAUGAUGUUGUUAAUGCCACCACCACCACCAAUAAUAGCAUCUGUGGAACCUACCAAUGAAAAGAACAAGAAUGACAUGUUGUCUGAGCUUGGUACCUUGCAGAGGACACGUAUUGAUACUAUUCUGGCAUAUUUGAAUGGGGAAUUACAGAGUUUACCUACCCAAGUGGAACCUGUUAUUACUACGAUUACUAAUACUAAAACUACUGCCGUUAAUAAUAAUAAUAAUAAUAAUAAUAAUAAUAAUAAUAAUAAUAGUAAUAAUAAUAAUAAUUCUAUUCAUCCAAUCAAUAUUGAUAAUAUUAGUCAUAUCAGUCUUACUGCUGCUUCUAAGAAUGGUGGUGAUAACACAGGUCCAUUCCCAUCGGUUGAGCAAACACGUGUGCCUGACAAUAAAGAGAAUGACAACACAAGUGUGGCAUCAACCUCAACCUCAACAAUACGCCACAUACGUGAAGUGCAAGCCCCAUCAACUCCCUCUCUUGCUGCUGCUGCUGCUGCUGAUGAUGAUGAUGAUGAUUCCUACACAUCCCAGAACUCACCUUUACCCCGUGCUGUCCCAACUCCAGGAAUGAUGGCUCCCACAUCUCGUCCAUUCCCUCCUCCUCCUCCAGCAGCUGCACUUCUCAUGUCAGCAGUAGUAGGCAGUGAAGGGAACAGCACCGCAACAGAGAUACGAUCCUUACUGCGAGAACUGCGUGAGAUGGAAAACCGUAUGGCUUCAUUGGAAAGACUCAGUCAGCCACAACCGCGCCUCCAUACACAUUUCCACACAGCGUCUAGUCCUCAACAGGAAUCACUUGAUGGAAAGACAGAAUCUCUCAGUUCUCCACGUUCGUUGCCUCCAAAUCCAUUUCUACGCUCGGCUGCCCCACCCUCACGUAUUUCAUCCCAGCAGGAGGUGAGUACUGAUAUGAGUACAGAUAUGAGUCCUGUCAGUUUUGAGCGUCUUAUCGCGAAUAAGAGUUGUGAAGAACGACUGCUGUUACGUAACUGUGAAAUUGAAAGAAAACUUGCUCAAGUCUCAGAGUACAGAAAAGGAAAUGAUACACGCAAACUGCUACAUGUAGCCCGUUUGCAGGAAGGUCUGCUGCUGCUCAUACGAGCUCAAGAAGAAGAUGAGCAGAAACGACAGCAAGAGGAGAAAAAAAAGAAGAUAGAAAUGGGUGGGGAAAUAAAUAGUAUUCAAACGUCAACAAGAAAUGGAAUAAAGUCAUCAGGACUUGUAAUGUCAACAUCAAUAGAUUCUGAAGUGGAUGAUGAAGAGAAUGACGAUGAGGAGGGGGAGGACACUCUCAAUGAUACUACAAUAAAGUGGAAACAAUGGUGCGAAGAUCAUUUGGGUGAACAUUUAACUGCAUGUAAAGAAAAAAUGGUGCAGGAUAUUUUUUCUGGGCAAAAGCCCUCAUUUUCAUGA